AUGAUGCCACAAAACAAUAUCACAAAUGCAAAUCGCCUCUUCUUAUCAGCAAUCGCUACAAAAUAUAAUUUACGAAUAAAUUACUUAGAGCAUCAGUUAAAAGAAGCCAUUUCUAAGUUAAAGGAAUUUCAUGAACAAAUUAUUAAGCUGAAAGCAGAAAUGAAUGAACAAAAAUGGCAAAGUUUUACAACUGAAUUAGCUAUGCAGAAUCAAAUCUACGAAUUAACGAAUGAACUUAAAGCAUUAGAAGAGAAAGCUGGCAGAGAAAAAAUGAAUAGAUGUGAACGGUGCUUACCAAAUUACAUAAGUGAGAAUUUAUUAUGCCGAAACAAAAUUCAACAAUCAAAUGGUACUGGUGUAGAAAAAUUAUCUAGUGAAUCCUGUCCGUCAGAACCACUUCAAGAAGAAACAUAUGAACUACCUUCUCAGCCUGAUAUACCUCUUUGGACAAACGUGGUUCAUCCUCUUUCUUCAUUAUGUCCGAAUAUGAGCUAUUCCGGCGAUGAAAACACCUGCAUCACUGAACAAAAUUCUCACUACUCAAAUUCUAAUGCAGAAGAUUCAACUAUAAAUUUUUAA
Molecule: messenger RNA, 579 nt
Organism: Dracunculus medinensis (Guinea worm)
Lineage: Eukaryota; Metazoa; Nematoda; Chromadorea; Rhabditida; Dracunculidae
Source: the annotation of a GenBank genome assembly